CUGGCUUUAAACUCGCCCGCUCGGGCGCCGGUAGCCGGUGUAACCACAGCAGCGGGCAGGCUGGUGAAUGCUCACCAGAGCCCCGAGCAGUUUGGCAGCAGCCACUCUCAUGUCUCGUUACCUGUUCCCGAACUAGUUAGCUUUAAUCCAGCCGUGAUAGGUCUGCGUCAGGUUGUGGUUGUACCAACAUUUGCAGUGUGGAAGAACCAGCACCCUCUCUUGGAUCUCAGUUAACUCCUAGUUGUAAGCCCUAAGUCAUCCUCUCUGCCAUCUAGCAGCACACAUGUGCCCUCUGGCGUAGGCAGAAGAGGGAUGAAGUGUUUCAUUGUGUAUUUUUACCUUAAUAAACUCCCCGGAGAAGUUUGCUUCUGGGGGGAAUCUAGCUCUUUGCAGCCUGUUGGCAUCCUGCAUAGGAAAAUGGUUAGCGCGUGGGGUUUUUUGAGCAACAAACUCGUUAAAAACAAAGGCCACUGACUCAUUUUGAUGUGUUCUUUCUAAUGUACAGUCUUUUAUUCAAAGGUUGAGGUUUUCUUGUUUGCUUUUUAAUUUGGAAAUAACCUUGGUGGUGUUCCCUUGUAGGUGAACGAAGACUUCCCCAGCCUCGGGAGCUCCAGCUGAGCUCUUGCCGAGACUUCUGAUCCAGCCGAGCUGAGAGCUUUGUGUGGGCAGAGAACCUGAGUCACCAAAUGGUCUCUGUGAGUCGCCAGGAGCUGCUACCCUCCUUGGCCAGCUCUUCCCUGCUAGAGAGCUCUGCCAGCGCUCUGCAACGCAGGAUGCCACCAUCCCUUCUGCUGGGGCACGGCGGCGAGAGGGCGUCCGGCCGCCCCGAAGGCUCUGGCCAUCUCCUUGCAGGCAGCACUAGCCACUCGGAAGGCACCUCGCUCCCCCUGUUCGACACAAAACCCUCCGUCGCUGUCUGCGAGGCUCACCUCAGGCUGCCUGACUUCUGCAGCAACCUCUCCCAGGACUUCAUUCCCACCCUGGAGGAGAUUGAGGAGUUCCUCAGGGAGAAGGCUGAGUUCCUCAAAGAUGAAGCGAGCGAGCUUCACCCAGCUGGAGGGAAGGUCGAGAUCAAAUCCGAGAUCAGCUUAGGUAGCUCUGGGGGACAGCCUGUCUCCAGCGUGGCUCAAGAAGAAGAUGUCUCAAAGGCUGCUCAGCCUGCAGGGACAGCGGAUGGUAGUGACCGGGUAGUAGCCGCUGGGAGCGUUCCCGUAGUCCUCCAGAUCCAGCCUCUGCAGAUGGACAGUGGCAGCCCGCUAGCGCAGAGUGCUACAGCUGGUGUCAGGGUGGCCCAGCUGGUUAUCAGCUUGCAGGGCCAAAACCUGUCCCUCCUCCCUCAGGUCCAGCCCCCAGUGACCAUCGUGGACCAGAAAUAUGUCAAAAUUGCCCCCCUGCCAGUCGCCCCGAGGCCAGGGGAUGUGCAAGAGGUGGAGGCAAGCCCCAAGUAUCAGAAAGCUCCCCCUUCCCUCGUCCGCAUCCACAAGUGCUCGCACCCGGGCUGCGGCAAGAUGUACACCAAGAGUUCCCACCUCAAGGCUCAUUUCCGUCGCCACACCGGCGAGAAACCCUACACGUGUGCUUGGCCCAACUGUGGCUGGCGGUUCUCCCGGUCGGAUGAGCUCUCCCGUCACAAGCGCUCCCACUCCGGUGUCAAACCCUACCAGUGCGCUGCCUGCGAGAAGAAGUUUGCCCGCAGCGACCACUUAGCCAAACACGUGAAGAUCCACCGGGGCCAGCCCUGCAGCCAGCGGACGCUUCAGGGCGGCAGCAGAAGUUAAGUCUGGCUGCUCAUCCUUGCGAGGCUGAGUCCAGGAGUGCCUGAAGCCGGGCAGACGGCGCAAAACCCACUACGCUAAUGACGUGGGGGAGAAAUGACUCUCUUUAACAAAUUAUAGGAGACCCAGUGUUAUCUGGGUGACCCAUGUUCACGGCCUGUUCCUGGUACUACUGUCCCUCUCUUGAAUACAGGUGAUGGAAACCUGA
Athene cunicularia (burrowing owl) is the source of this 1983-nucleotide messenger RNA. Its product is annotated as Krueppel-like factor 15. Bases 687 to 1778 code for a protein of 363 amino acids. Lineage: Eukaryota; Metazoa; Chordata; Aves; Strigiformes; Strigidae. Gene Ontology annotation, molecular function: DNA-binding transcription factor activity, RNA polymerase II-specific; RNA polymerase II cis-regulatory region sequence-specific DNA binding. The transcript has 2 exons. Gene Ontology annotation, biological process: regulation of transcription by RNA polymerase II. The record is from RefSeq and is a predicted model, not a curated record.